AUGGCAGACGACGGUUCAGAUGCGGAAGCAGCGUCCCCUAUCAUGGCGGACUACUCAGACGCGGAACUAGACGAGUCCAGCGCACAAGACGCGCGUGAGGCUUCCAUGACCAAGUCUCAGGCCAGAGUCGGGCCUGUCUCUGACGGUGACAUCCCCAACACGCACCUUCAGCACCGAGUCGGAACCUUGCGUGGAAGCCAGACCAGGAACCUGACCCACACGGACCCGGGCGAAGCAGCUGACGUCGAGGAGUUGAAGGCAAAUAAACCGAUAAGCCAAACCCGACGACGCGGCAAGAUCAACCUCACUCGCAACAGGCAGCUCAGAUACAAACGUGAAGCGUCCGAUCCUCGAGACAGACUGCAUCUGCUCGAGUACGAGGGCGCGCCCAUCAUGCCACCCCCAACGACCCUUCGUCGUGCAAAGAACUAUCUCAGCACGAAGCCACCCACAGAUGAGGACAGCUUCGCAAGGUGGGCUGUGGACUGCACACGUAUCUUCCGAUACGUGGUCUGGUUGAGAACCAAGUACGAGGGCCAGACCUGGUGGGACGACCUUCUCCUCGUGGAAGGCAUGCUUGAGAAAGCACAGGCGUGGCGAUGGUGUGAGUGGCAGGAGAUCCCCAGCCGACUAUAUGAACCUGUCCCCGAGGGCCACCGUAACGCAAUUGCUGUAGGCGUGGCGGCUGCUGAUCCGCUGUCACUGCGCCAGUGUCAAGUCCAGCCGGAUGCUGUCGUGGCCAGCCCUCCUUUGCAUACCCCCUGGAAGCGCUUCAGACUACCGAACAGGAGGCGCCAAAGCUACCUCGCGAGCAUGAGCCAGUUCGACAGGGGCCAACGCGAGUGGUCAGAUCUCACCCACGGCCAUCGUGGUAGGGAAUGGCAGAAGCGUGUCGAGUCCAUCGUUGACCUCCCUCCGCCGGUGAACUUUAGGGGUAUUAUACCCCUUGGUGGCAUGAGCAAGGACAUGCUUAAGAUAUGGGAUCGACUGAAGAAGCUCGAGUCAGUGAAGCGUGAGUUUGUGCACACUCUGUCCCUGGCCGUGGACGAAGAUGAUACCCGUCGCUUCACCACUAUGGCCUUAGCCAUAGACGAUGGUCUCCUCGGCACUGCUCCGUCCAAUGUGCAAAGAAAGGCCUUGCGCUUCCGCCUCGACGAGUUUGUGAAUGCUUCUCUUCCCACUCCUGCUUUCCUCCAGCCGCAGAAUUUGGUGGACAUUCGACCGGCGGAAGUUGAAUGGCUGGAGUUUUUCUCCACUGACCUUCCGAAGCUGCCAGACAGAGACGCUUGCGGGCUGGACACCAAGGGCAGAGUCUUCAUGCGGAAGAUACAAGCGAUGAUUGACUGUCAUGAUCCAAAGUUCAGACUCGGGCCGCAUCCUCGGAGCCGCCAGCUGAUCCAGCUGUUUGUCAACGAUGAAUGCGAGUCUGAGCGAGAACUUGCCCAAAGAGACGUGAAGAAGGCGUUCUUCACUGACGAGGAGGUCGUCAAAUACCUCGAGAUAGCAGAGAACAUGGGUCUCGUACUGAGACAAAACGACGUGACCAGCAGGGAUCUCCAAUAUCGCAAGGCUCCCCAGCUGUUUGCUCUGAACGCGAUACGAUGGUAUUCUCCAGUCAAGAAUGCUCGACCAGGUGCCACUUCAUCGGCACAGCAUGAUGUACACGAUGGCGAAGAAACAGACACCGAGUACCUCCAGUUCAUCCCUUCGAAGAACAUGCUCCGCUCUGUCCCCGAGAUCAAGCGAGGCCAGUCUACCGAGGCCACUGAGCGAACGACGGGAUUCUAUACCUGCUUGGCCUACCGCAUGGGCCUGACCCUCCGUAGGUUGAGGACGCAGCACGAAGCCAACCUGGUCCUCCUCGGAGAUCCGGAACGUAUUCAUCGCAACAUGGGAUCCGCAUUCGACACUGCCAAACUCUGGGACCUCGUCGUUCCCCUAUUCACAGACGUCGUGAGGAAGGCCGAACCAAGUAAUUUCAGGAAGAAGUGGAAUGCGGCGGACUAUUGUGAUGAAGGCGAGCACCAGGCCUAUGUUACUGUCCGAAAGGGGCUCAUUGACGAGCUGUGUCGCAACGACCCGCCCGAGUUCCGAAAGAAUGAGGCAGGACAAGAUGACGAGGCGACUGUCGCGUUCAAGAACUCCAUCUGGUCGUUUGGUGCCGUCGAGAACGGCAAGAUGCCCAACUACUUUGCUCUUGAUCGCCGCGCUAGGCUGAAUGGCAAACUCGAAAGCAGUGGCGGUAAUCAUUUCGUGGCUCGCAAAGACAGUAUGACUCUGCGUUCACCUGACCAGAAGGACAAAGGCAAGGGAAAAGAAGAAGUCCAUCCUCAAAGUCGCCUAGAAGACGCUCCGCCGAAGGGCGUGCCCAGGAGCAGUGUACUAUCCAAGCCGACCUACAAGAACUGGCCGGGCAUGGGGUACGAUCUGGAAGACGAGGACUGGGUUGUCGAGGAGCGAUGGGACAGACACGGCAAGCUUCACCGCGAUAUGUAUGUUCCUCUGGCGAGGGUGGUGGAGAAACAAAAGAGCGGACGCACCCUCCACAGAGGCAGACCUCAUAUUGGCGCCACGCCUCGCGACCAAAGGGCCAUUGAGCAGAGGCUGAAGAGAGGUGGCGCCGAUCCACCUGCACCCACGUUCGUCGACAGGCUUGCCGUCAUGGUAGGGCUGAAACGCAAGAGGGACGACGACCCUGAAGACGGUCGUGUGCGUCUACCCAGUCCCAAGUAUCUUCCCAAGGUAGUGGCACGUGUUCAGGAGGAGCCGCCCCAGAAGAAGACACGUCGAGCCAGCGUUGGAUUUGGCGGCACUUCCGUGGUCAAGAUUAGAGAUCCCCCAAGAAGGUCGUCUGGAGAUGGCGAGUGA
Emericellopsis cladophorae is the source of this 2868-nucleotide messenger RNA. RefSeq lists its product as uncharacterized. Lineage: Eukaryota; Fungi; Ascomycota; Sordariomycetes; Hypocreales; Bionectriaceae. Bases 1 to 2868 code for a protein of 955 amino acids. The record is from RefSeq and is a predicted model, not a curated record. The transcript is spliced from 4 exons.